CGUACUGAGUAACAAGAUACAACAAAUAUACUCAAAGAAGAUAAGCAAACAAUAAAUAUAACUAAUACUGUUUGAGUUUCUUCCUCACCAACAAUCUUUGUUGAUAUUUCAUACCAUAUCAUUACCCUUUCAAAUAAUAUAUAUAAUUUUUUUAAAGUUGUUGAUGAAAGGUGAUUAACCCUUGUUAUCCAAUGGUUCACCAACGCUUAUUAUCCCAAGGGACCCACUCAGAAGAAAACAAUUUUUUCAAAGCGUUUGGUUCCAUAAAAAUAAAAAUCAAUUGCUUCUCCAGUUCUCCUUCACUUCAAUUCCCACACACACUCUUCACUCCCUCACAAAUGAGUAACUUCCUUCUUCCAAUCCCUGUUGACUCUUCUGUCUUCUGUUUAACUACCGUCUUCUGCCUCGGAUUCACGACUCGCUGAGUCUCCGCAACUCGGAACGAUUCCACCUAACGCCGAUUCUCACCGCAAUUCGGUUUGUUCGGAUCCGAUGGGUAGCAUCGUGGAAGACGCCGACACAGACACGGUGUAUGUGGCGGUCGGAAAGAACGCCGAGAAGACGCAGCAACUGUUGCAUUGGACGGUUAAGAAUUUCUCCGGCAAAGAAAUCUGCCUUCUUCAUAUUCACCAACCUCACUCUCUCAAUUCAUUCUCUGACAGAAAUCUCUCUGGGUAUGAACCAAAAGACCAUGCGAUCAAAGCAUUCCAGGAGCAUGGAAAUCAAAAAGUGCAUGAACUUCUAGACCAAUACAUUCUCACUCUGGUCCCAGCAGGGGUACGAGCCUACAAAUUGUUGAUUGAGAUGGAUGAUAUUGAGAAAGGAAUCACAAAAGCUAUUGCUCAACACAAUAUUAGAUGGCUUGUAAUGGGAGCAGCAGCAGCAGACGGAUAUAACUUGGGCAAACUGGCUAAGCAAGAGUCGGAGAAAGCUAUUUUUGUACGUGAACAAGCAUUGCUAUCCUGUAAUACGUGGUUCAUUUGCAAGGGUAACGUCAUAUGUAAUAGGGAAUAUAGUAAGCAUACUUCUGACAUAGAGACUGGCCCUGCACUGCUGGUGCUCAAUCAAAAUACAGAUGCCAAGCAAUCAGAAAAGAUCAAAUCAGAAUCGAUUCCUGAUGAUGCAUUGAAAUAUUUUGAUUUUGAUGAUAUGAAAGAGAUAAAAAGUGUCCAUUCCCACCAUUCCUUAAAUUCAAAAUGGCCGUUUAAUAAUGUCAUGCACAGGUCAAAAUUGGCAGAUAUGAUGUUUCAUGAGGAUGAAGAAUUUGAAAGCCAGUGUGCUAAGGAGAUCCAAAGAAGAAAAGAAGUUGAAGAACAAUUGGCAAGGGAAAAGCAAGAAGUACAGAAAAUGAAGAAUCAGCGAGAUGAAAUACUUGAAGAAUUGCAAAUGGUCCAAGACCAAAAUUCAGCACUUAUGAACCAAAUUUCUGAGUCCCAGUGUACGGAAACAGAGUUGGAGGAGAAGAUCAUAUCAGCUGUGGACCUCUUGAUAAGUUUCAGGGAACAGAGAGAUAGGCUUAGGAUAGAGCAUGCAAAUGCACUUAGGGAAGUAAAAGUGCUGAGAAGAUUUGGGGAAGCAGGUACUUCCUCUUAUCGGGUAGAAUUCCCUGCAUUUUCUUUUGUGGAGAUCAAUGAGGCAACUAAUGAUUUCGAUCCAUCUUGGAAGAUUGGAGAGGGAAGGUAUGGAAGUGUUUACAAGGGACUGCUUCGCAACAUGCAUGUUGCCAUAAAAAUGUUACCCUCUUAUGGUCAUCAGAGUGUAUUAGAGUUCCAACAUCAGGUAGAGGUCUUGAGUAGGGUAAGACAUCCAAACCUGUUAACACUAAUGGGAAGCUGUGCAGAGUCUAGGUCUCUUGUGUAUGAGUACAUAAACAAUGGCAGCCUCGAAAGCCAUCUAGCCCACAAAGAAAAGAAUCCACUUCCAUGGCAAAUUCGAAUAUCCAUUGCUACUGACAUAUGCUCUGCUCUAAUCUUCCUUCACUCUAGUGAGCCUUGUAUUAUCCAUGGGAAUUUGAAACCUAGUAAGGUUCUCCUUGAUGCCAACUUUGUUGCCAAACUCAGUGACUUGGGCAUUCCCAGUUUAGUCCAGCAAAGUUUGGAUUCAGCUGACACAAGCACAAUAUGUAAUAACCCAAAUGAAAGUUUGGCUUAUGUGGAUCCAGAGUAUUUUGUCACUGGCAAGCUUACACCAGAAUCGGAUGUAUAUUCUUUUGGAGUCAUAUUGUUACAACUUCUAACUGGAAGACCCCUUUUGGGGCUAGUUAGAGAUAUGAAAUGUGCAUUGGAAAAGGAAAAUUUUAAAGCAAUCUUGGACUUUUCAUCUGGUGAAUGGCCGCUUUUUCAAACCGAACAGCUGGCAUAUUUAGCAUUGAGGUGUUGUGAAAAGACUUGGUUGAACCGGCCAGACCUUGUGUCAGAAAUCUGGAGUGUUCUUGAACCAUUCAAAGCUACUUGCAUUGACACGUCACCACAUUUGAUUUCUAAGAAGCUUCGUCGUGUUCCUUCCCAUUUUGUGUGCCCCAUUGUCCAGGAAGUAAUGGAAGAUCCAUACAUAGCUGCAGAUGGCUUUACGUAUGAAGAAGAGGCAAUAAGAGGAUGGUUGAAUAGUGGCCACGACACUUCCCCCAUGACAAACCUCAAAUUAGAUCACACAGAUUUGGUACCUAACUAUGCUCUACAUAAUGCAAUUCUGGAGUGGCAGCAACAGUGAUUCAGUGAACCUUCAAUGUCCAUUACACUUGCACAUAUUACACUGGCGUAAAUCAUACUUGUCCUGUAAAAAAAUAAAAAUCUAGAAUGAGCAAGUAAGGGUGUAUUUACACUUGAAUUUAGUAAGUUAAAAUUAUAAUGCCUUUUAAGAUCACAAUACACCCUUACAUACUUAUUUUAGAAGCUUAACUAUAGAAGAGUCAUGUCUGAUAGCAAGUUCGGGUGGAGAAGGGGGUAAAGAGGGAAAAGGAAAUUUCUAAUUAAACCUUUCCCUUGUUUGAGAGCUUUCUAAAAUUAGGAGCGAGUAAGGGUGUAUACUUGAAUUUUAGUAAGUUAAAAUUAUAAUGCUUUUUAAGAUCACAAUACACCCUUACAUACUCAUUUUAGAAGCUUAACUUUAGAAGAGUCAUGUCUGAUAGCAAGUUCGGAUGGAGAAGGGGUAAAGAGGGAAAAGGAAUUUUCUAAUUAAACCUUUUUAAGAUCACAAUACGCCCUUACAUACUCAUUUUAGAAGCUUAACUUUAGAAGAAUCAUGUCUGAUAGCAAGUUCGGAUGGAGAAGGGGGUAAAGAGGGAAAAGGAAUUUUCUAAUUAAACCUUUCCCUUGAUUGAGAGCUUUCUAAAAUGAGGAAUGAUCAUGUAAAUAAAAAACCUUAUUUAUUUUUAUGAACAUUUUAAUAUUAAAGUUCUCCAAAAUCUAAAGAUUAAUAUGUAAACUAGUUGAAUAAAACAUAUUAUUUGAUUUCA
This is a messenger RNA of Glycine soja, 3454 nucleotides long. Its product is annotated as U-box domain-containing protein 32-like. NCBI's taxonomy places the organism in Eukaryota, Viridiplantae, Streptophyta, Magnoliopsida, Fabales, Fabaceae. The record is from RefSeq and is a predicted model, not a curated record. Bases 493 to 2709 code for a protein of 738 amino acids. The transcript has 9 exons. Gene Ontology annotation, biological process: protein phosphorylation; protein ubiquitination. Gene Ontology annotation, molecular function: ubiquitin-protein transferase activity; protein kinase activity; ATP binding.